Brenthis ino (lesser marbled fritillary) is the source of this 411-nucleotide messenger RNA. NCBI's taxonomy places the organism in Eukaryota, Metazoa, Arthropoda, Insecta, Lepidoptera, Nymphalidae. The record is from the annotation of a GenBank genome assembly.
AUGGAUGGUAUGAGUAAUAACGAUCCUAGGAAUGGCUACAUAUUAGAAAACAAUGUUUUGAAGCGCAUCGUGCAGGAUCCAGCCUUUGGACAAAGACAUUGCACAGUAGUUUCCGAGGGCGUCCAAGAAAAGUUGCACAUGAUCAACUUCGUCGGGCACCUCAAACCUGGAGACCAGAUGACCGUAUCGGCGGAAGAAGACGACUCUCCAGCAUCAACCAAUGAGGCUAUAGCAUCUACUUCACGAAGCAAUAUAGUCGAACAACGAACUCAAGAAUACCAAGCUCAAAAAGAAAACAUUUCACUGUUUCAGAUGAACUUCGAGAAUUCUCCGAUAAAAGUCAUACAUGCGGCUGGUGCAGAGCGCGCACCGCCGGUCAGAAACGGCCGUAUCGGCGCAACAUCAUUUAUU